Messenger RNA from Diorhabda sublineata, 472 nucleotides. RefSeq names its product helix-loop-helix protein 1-like. The transcript is spliced from 3 exons. Bases 108 to 422 code for a protein of 104 amino acids. Gene Ontology annotation, biological process: regulation of transcription by RNA polymerase II. Gene Ontology annotation, molecular function: protein dimerization activity; RNA polymerase II cis-regulatory region sequence-specific DNA binding; DNA-binding transcription factor activity, RNA polymerase II-specific. Lineage: Eukaryota; Metazoa; Arthropoda; Insecta; Coleoptera; Chrysomelidae. The record is from RefSeq and is a predicted model, not a curated record.
ACAUUACGAACGUUUUAAUUUGGUGCAAUUUCCAUUUGGUGAAUACAUUACGAGUGGAAAUUAUAGCUCAACAAAAUCGUUGGUUCUCACAAUCCUGUGAUGAUGCUAUGAAUACUGAAAAUAGGGAAGUUUUACAAUCGAUAACGACAUGCACUAAUGUAGUAUCGAAAAAAAGAGAAAGAAGCAAUGAUAUGGGCUCUCUAAGUAGAGAAGAACGUAGAAGAAGACGUAGAGCUACUCAAAAAUAUCGAACAGCACAUGCUACCAGGGAACGAAUAAGAGUAGAAGCGUUUAAUGUUGCUUUCGCGGAACUACGGAAACUUCUACCAACUUUACCGCCCGAUAAAAAGUUAUCCAAAAUAGAAAUUUUAAGACUUGCGAUUUGUUACAUAGCUUAUCUAAAUCAUGUGUUGGAUGUUUGAAUACAGAAUAUUCGAUAGCAUCUUAUGAAAUGUAAAUAAAAUUUGUGAAA